GCAAUUGUACUAUUCUAUUCAGCUGACCUAUACUGGACGAGAGGAACGCCGAGCGAUGUGCCAGGAAAUGAUACUUGAAAGGGUGCGUACGAGAAAAAGCUGACUGAUGAGAGCUGAGCAAAGGAAGUGGAUACCACGACAAGAGUGCGAUUGCCGCGAACCAUUAUCCUCUCAAGGGCUAUUGCUGUGAACUGUUACACAACAGGUCAAUCGCUAGUUAGCUCUCACUACGAGCUUGCUCAAUUCGACCCGAACCGACCAUUCGCCUAGUCUUAGCGGAACUACGAGGCGUGUAAGGACGGGCUACCAAGGGUGGCGGGGUGCAGUAUGGCAUCUCUAGUACAAACUAAGGUUCAGCCCUGCAGUGCACUACUGAAGGGGAGGUGCGUGUCUAUAUAGGUCCCAGAAGCUCGCGCCUGUGCCGCCAACCCAUCAACUGCCCAGCCUUUGCCUGCACUGAGCUUCAUUGCGUUCAGGAUACCUGAUCAUCUCUUGAAAUGGCGACCAACGGCGUUAAUGGCCAGACCAAUGGCAACCACAUGCCAGCUCUGCAUACCUCUCCAGAAGAGUUUCUCAAGCAGGAAUACGACUUCGUUAUCUGCGGUGGUGGUACAGCAGGUCUGGUUGUCGCAGCACGAUUGACCGAGAAUGAGGAUGUCAGCGUCGGAGUCCUCGAGGCUGGCACCUGCAAGCUUGGUGACAUGCUGGUCGACUCUCCCGUGAUGUUCAUGCAGACUUUCAACAACCCAGACUACGAUUGGGGCUUCAAGACAGAGCCACAGACUGCCAACAAGAACCGCAGACAUCACAUCCCGAGAGGAAAGGCUCUUGGUGGAUCUUCAGCUAUCAAUUACAUGAUGUACGUUCGUGGCUCGCUUCAAGAUUACGAUGACUGGGCAAUCAUUGCGGAUGAUGAGAAGUGGAAUGCGGAGGAGAUGAUGAAGUACAUGCGCAAGCACCAGACACUUGAGCCCAUCUCCGAAAGUGUCGUUGAUCGGUCCACUAUGCCCUUUGUUGGCGAACAUCACGGCACAUCUGGACCUGCUCGGACUUCGUUCAAUGACUGGAGACUCCCGAUUGAGGACGACUUUAUCAAGGCCUGCGACGAGGCUACUGGAAUGACAAAGAAGCCAAAUGAUCCAUGGAGUGGCGACCACAUUGGCUUCUACAACACUCUGGGACUCGUCGCCCGAAGUGGUCCAAACAAGGGCCUCCGAUCUUAUGCAGCUCGAGGAUACUUCCAAGCAAACGCACAUCGACCCAACCUACACGUCCUUACUUCGGCCAUGGUCUCUCGCAUCGAGCUUGAUGGCAACAAGGCCACCGGUGUCACCUUCACUAGCGGCGGCAAGAGCUACACCGUCCCAGCCAAGAAAGAAGUAAUCGUUGCUGGCGGUGCCAUUCAAUCACCACAGAUUCUGGAGUUGUCCGGGAUUGGCAACCCAGAUAUCAUUCGAGCUGCUGGAAUUGAGCCCAAGAUCGAGAACAAGGCAGUUGGCGAGAACUUCCAAGAUCACGUCCUUACUGUAGGCUGCUGGGAGGUGAAACCCGGCAACAUGACCCUCGAAGCCAUCCACAACCCAGCCGUGAUGGAACAAGCUCAGAAACUCCUCGCAGAGACUGGCGGAGGACCUCUCACCUCAAUCUGUACCAUGCAGGGCUUCUUCCCAUACAAGCAAUUCGCCACGAAAGAAGAGCUCGACCAAUGCAUCGCCGGUAUCGAAGCCGAUAUUCCAAACCUCACUCCAUACCAAAAGAAGCAAUACGAACGCACAAUCGCCCACCUCAAAGACGACAAAUCCGCCAAUCUUCAAGUCGUCCUCGUCCCCUCCCAUUUCGGCAUGGAAAAGGGGAUCGAAGACCAAUCCGGCGUCUUCCCACCACCCGCAGACCCAAUCAACGAUCCAUACGCCAUCAGCGCAGCAAUGUGUCUCCAAUAUCCACUGAGCAGAGGCACAGUCCACAUCAAAUCCUCCAACCCCGACGACCACCCCGCCGUCGACCCCGCUUUCCUCAAACACGAAGCCGACGUCGACGUGCUCGCCGCCGGCCUCCAAAUGCUCGGAAAAGUCGAGCAAAGCAAGCACCUCUCCGACAAAAUCUCCAAGCGUCUCUUCCCUCCCCCCGACGCGGAUAUGACUUCUACGCAACAAAUGAAAGCUGCGGUCCGAGACAUUUGUAUGAGCGAGUAUCACCCUUGUGGCAGUGUUGCGAUGGGUGAUGCGGUGGACACGAAAUUGUUGGUUAAGGGGACUAGCAAUAUUCGGGUUGUGGAUGCGAGUGUUUUUCCGAAUCAUGUUAGUGGGAAUAUUGUUAGUAGUGUUUAUGCUGUGGCGGAGAAGGCGGCGGAUCUUAUUAAGGAGCAUCAUCUUUAUGGGGCUUUGGGGAAGGGUGCUAGUGCUGCUUGAUUUGAGGAAGGGAGGGGGGAUGAUGUAUGCAUAAGUUUUUUACGAUGUGAAGAUACGCUUCGAAUUACAUGGAUGCUUCAG
This is a messenger RNA of Pseudocercospora fijiensis CIRAD86, 2489 nucleotides long. RefSeq lists its product as uncharacterized. Gene Ontology annotation, molecular function: flavin adenine dinucleotide binding; oxidoreductase activity, acting on CH-OH group of donors. The transcript is spliced from 4 exons. The record is from RefSeq and is a predicted model, not a curated record. The coding region runs from base 498 to 2408 and encodes 636 amino acids. Lineage: Eukaryota; Fungi; Ascomycota; Dothideomycetes; Mycosphaerellales; Mycosphaerellaceae.